This is a messenger RNA of Entamoeba invadens IP1, 1227 nucleotides long. RefSeq lists its product as hypothetical. The transcript has a single exon. NCBI's taxonomy places the organism in Eukaryota, Evosea, Mastigamoebida, Endamoebidae. The record is from RefSeq and is a predicted model, not a curated record. The annotation marks the transcript as partial.
GUGCCAUUAGAGAUCAAGAAUUACAUAUCACAGAACUAUAUUCUCCACGCAGUGGUGCUGAUCAACAGAGCGACGGAUGUUGGACGGAAACCCUAUAUGGAAAAGGUCGUCGACUUAGUUCAGACCAUUGCGGACAUCAAGAGACAGCGCGAGAAGAUGGCGUAUGUCGUGAAAACGAAUAUGGAGUUACUGUGUAUGAAAAUAGCGAUGUCGGUGAACUCGGAGAGUAUGACGCCGUCCGAGAUUGAGUACGCGAAGCAUCAACAAGUGCCUCAAUUUCCAUAUAAAUACAAAAACAGUGACAUAGAUGCGGAGAUGUGUUUGAAUGAGAGUCUGGCAUUGAAGGCAGACUUUGACUUCCAAGAGCAGUUAAUAGCGUUAUCGUCUGCAGCGUGCAUACUUGGGGAGAAAGUGUGUCAGAACAUCAUCACGGCGAUCUUAGAAUCAAAUGUUGAGUCUUUAAAUGUUGUGUUUGGGAUCCACCGACUGUCUCCGGACAAGAAAGUACCAGUGGAGACUGAUUUCAUCGACCAAGGGACGUUCCAGAAGAUUAAAGGGAAGACACAACACUUGUCAUCAGUCGAUCGAUUUGAUUUGUGUUUGAAAAUAGUCUUGAGAAUGAUCUGCUUGCAUGCAUUGCUGUGCGCGAAGAUGGAAGAGUUCAAAGGGAAGAUGGUGGAGUAUAACCAGAGUAUCGAUGUCGACGAACUCGAGGUGUCAUUUGCCGCGACGAAAGAUGAACGAGUGAGAGAGAGUAUCACAUCGAAGAGAAGUCGAUGGGGAAGAAGAAUAGCGAAGCCAAAGAUCAUUGAAAGUAUGUUUACAGAACAAAAAGAAGAGAAACAUGUGGAACUCCAACAGACAAAAAGCUUUGUGAAGAGUUCUUUGGAAUUUGUGUGGGACAAAAUUCAAAAGUUCUUAUACAAAGUCUUAGUCUUGCGCAUUUUCGAAACGGAAGAAAACGCGACGAAAAAUAUCACCGAGACAAAACCUUUUGUCUUUGCUAAUGCAGAAGACGGAGGAGACAAGGAUGAAAGCGAGAAGUAUAAACUCGCACGUAAAACACUGACGGCAGAGAACGUCAGAAAGCUGUUGGCUUCACUUGAAAACUUCUUGAAAAACGUCAAGGACACAUGUAUGUUUGAUGAAGAGAGUAAGUACUCAAUCAUCGAGAAAUGUAUUACUCUCAUCAAAAAGGAUUUGAAGGACAACAAGUACACUAUGUAA